UGUCCCCAAGCAAUUAUGGUAUAGUCCGAUCCAAAAUUGAUGCUAGCAGCGGAAGAAAACAGAAGAUAGAAGACCAAGUAGAAGACUAUAAAAUUCCUCUUUUUGAGUGAAAAAACGUUUCAUUUUUCCGAUGGGGAAACGAAAAGACGUUGCUAUAGAAGAUGAAGUCAAAAGAGCAGAGUCUCCGGUUGAUGACGGUGGCCACAGGAAGAAGCAUAAGAAGAAACAUAAGAAGCACAAGAAGAAGGAAUACACAGCCGAGCUGUCGUCUGAGACCUGUACUAGUGACUCCACAGGACAACCUCAGCUCAAGUUAAAAAUCAAGAUAGGUGGAAUGACACUUGGCACCAAGAACAUCCCCAAGAUUGCUACACCUGAGGACAGCAGCAAGGGAGAGGCAUCUAAGCAGUGGGAAGAUGAAGACAGUAACCAGCCUCCUGAGGAGGUCCAGCCCAGCAUCACCCAGAAGGAGGCAGAUGAGAAGGAGGAGGAGGAGUGGCUGGAAGCUCUGGAGAAAGGAGAGCUGGACGACAAUGGAGAACUCAAGAAGAUGAGGGACCCCGCCCUGCUUACAGCCAGACAAAGAGCCUUGAGGUACGGGACUCCUGAAGCCACUCAGCAUCUCCUGGAGCUCCCGUCUGGAUACAAACCUAAGGAAGAAACAGAAGAGAUGAUUCAGAAAAGGAGACAGCGAGCCCAGAAGCGAAGAAUGCAGGCAGCCAAGAAGAAUGAAGAAAGCAAGAAAAAGACAGUAGAGAGACUACUGAAGAGAGAGGCAACAAAACAGAAGCAACAGAAGGCUAAGACUGUUCGCAGUAAAGGUCAUAUUCCCAUUGUGACUUAUAUCAACAGCCAUGAUAGAGUGACACUAUCUUUUCCACCGGGUGUGACCUACCCUUUGACCCAACAGGUCGUGCCCCCACCUCCCAAACCUCAGCAGAAGUGCGGAGUGCCUGGUUGUACCAAGCAGAAGAGAUAUUCCUGUUCUAAGACUGGUGUUCCUCUCUGUAGCCUAGAGUGUUAUAGGAAGAACAAAAAGAGCCAUGGUUUGGCGUAAGGACAACUUAUUAUAGUAUUUGUAAUGUUACUCCUAUCAACAUAAAUCUGAUCAUUAAUGGUUAUUUUGUAUAUAGUAACUCAUAGCGAUAUUGUACUGCAACACAACAGUAAACACACAUUUGGUGUUAAACUU
Molecule: messenger RNA, 1192 nt
Organism: Branchiostoma floridae (Florida lancelet)
Lineage: Eukaryota; Metazoa; Chordata; Leptocardii; Amphioxiformes; Branchiostomatidae
Product: INO80 complex subunit B-like
Exons: 5
Coding region: 131-1057 (308 amino acids)
Biological process (GO): chromatin remodeling
Cellular component (GO): Ino80 complex
Source: RefSeq, a predicted model, not a curated record